AUGCGGUUGGAUGUAUAUUACCUGUUCCUUGAAAAGACAGGGAUUACAAAAGAUAGAACUCUGCUUGAUACUUCGUGCAUCAAAAAGCCUACUGUCCAAGAUUACCUUGACUUCGUUGGAAACCACAAUAAGACGUAUGCUGCAAACUCUGGGGUGGUGUUGGGACCCGCGGCAAACGGCUUUCUUUCCUCCCAGGGGCACUUUGUCGAUAUCGAUGUCGCAUCUCUAGCGACAAAGAUGUCAACUCUUCAAGUGCCAGUUUAG
Messenger RNA from Penicillium brevicompactum, 264 nucleotides. RefSeq lists its product as uncharacterized. NCBI's taxonomy places the organism in Eukaryota, Fungi, Ascomycota, Eurotiomycetes, Eurotiales, Aspergillaceae. The transcript has 2 exons. Bases 1 to 264 code for a protein of 87 amino acids. The record is from RefSeq and is a predicted model, not a curated record.